This is a messenger RNA of Aphanomyces invadans, 1604 nucleotides long. RefSeq lists its product as hypothetical. The coding region runs from base 12 to 1571 and encodes 519 amino acids. The record is from RefSeq and is a predicted model, not a curated record. NCBI's taxonomy places the organism in Eukaryota, Oomycota, Saprolegniomycetes, Saprolegniales, Verrucalvaceae. The transcript has 8 exons.
GAACUUGGUGCAUGUCGGCCAUGGCGCAAUUCAAGGACAAGCCAGUGGCGCUCUUUGGAACCCAGCGAUGGAAAAGACUGCUUAUGUACGCCGCUGGGUGUGUUGGCCUCGUCAUGGCCCUUCGUACGUUCAGAUUUGGUCAAUCCAGACGAGUGUCGUCGGCAGCGCCGACUGCCGCCGGCUCGUACGACGUGUUGGCGGAUAUUCUGCACCUGAACAACUUGAAUGAAGUGUGUUUUCACGAGAAGGAAGCGAUCAUCUCGUACGGGUACAACAGCACGGCCGUGGACACUUCGUUGACUCUCCAUUCGACAACCGAUCACGCGAUUCUGAUCCAGUUCCUGUCGCAAUGCCCUGAUGUUGAUAUCUACCUCCCUCCUGGUCUGCGCAACCACGGGUACUGUGAAGAUGGCAUGGCGUACGUCAAGUUCCUCAAGACAAGAGUCCUGCCGCGGUGGGUGUUUGAUAUCGAGCUCCAACAUCAAGGCAAGACCAUCAAGUACUUUGACCUGUGUCCCCACACCGCCCUCCUCUUCAUGAACCACUACUUUGAUGGCAUCCCUGACCUCGCCGACUUUCCACCGGUGCGCACUCUUUCGUUGCUUUUGCCACGAUUCCUCCCCGCGUCCGUUCGGCCAGCGUCGUCAUGGCAUUCAAGAUUUGUGACCGGCAAACUUGUUGUGCAGGACAAAAAGAUCGUGCUCAUGCCGAAUGUUGAAAUGUACGAGCUCAAAGCAUCGCAUUACCAUCGCGCCGACUACGUCCUUGCCAAAACGUACGACGGGUACCAACGAAUCACUGCCUGGUACGACAGAGAAGGCAAUCCCCGGCGAACCAAAGUGUUUUACACUCAACACGUGUCUUCGGACCCGACGCAAGCUGCGCGCCGCUCGCCGACCGUCCAGAUCGCGCCGCGGGACUUUUCCAACCUCCGUUUCUUCCAUGCCAACGGCCACAGCACCGAGAAAAUGACGUACCAACUGCUUGAAUGCUGGUCGCGGCGCCCAGACUUUCCCCGCCUCGACGUGUACUCCAUGGACGAUCACAGCAAGAAAGCAUUUGACCGGUUCUUCAAAGACAAACCCGUGACCAACUUACGAUACAACUGGGGUCAAGACGUCGACGUGGUCGAGUUUGGCAAGCUCAUGGCGGAGGUGCCGGUCAUUUUGUGCCCCAGCGGCAUGGAGGGUUUUGGCCACUACAUCAACCAAGCUCGGGCGUCGGGAGCGCUUGUAGCAACCACGGAUGCCGCGCCCAUGAACGAAUUGAUCGACGCAGAGUCGGGCGUGUUGAUUGACGGCAACUUGUGGACGGCCGACGCCCCAAAACAAGUCAUGGCGCAGGGGUACCGCAUCUUUCGGGAAGGUCUUUUUCGGGAAGGCAUGGAGUACAUGGUCCACCCCGAGAACAUUUGCGCCGCCGUCGACGCGAUCUUGGCGCUGACGCCGACCGAGCGAGCCGAGAGAGCUCGCCGUGGCCGCCAGCGCUACUUGGACCAAUUUCAGUACUUUCGAACGCAAAUGCACGCGUUUCGGAAGCAGCUCCUGUUUGAUGUCCAUGGACAAGUCUAAGCUUAACACGGUGUCGGCGCUCUACCGUGCACA